Molecule: messenger RNA, 1240 nt
Organism: Dioscorea cayenensis subsp. rotundata (Guinea yam)
Lineage: Eukaryota; Viridiplantae; Streptophyta; Magnoliopsida; Dioscoreales; Dioscoreaceae
Product: S-norcoclaurine synthase 1-like
Exons: 4
Coding region: 69-653 (194 amino acids)
Source: RefSeq, a predicted model, not a curated record
AAUUAUAAGCACAUAUAUACUAAAGUCUAGCAUCACAAACUGUGAGUUCAAAGAGAAAUUAAGAAGUGAUGAGGAAAGAUGAGAGUUGGGGGAAGUCCAUUCAGGUUGACAACGUUCAAGUUCUUGCAAAUUCAAGUGCCGAUAUACCUGAAAUAUAUAUAAGACCUGACUUGGACAUCGGAGCCGGAAAAAUCUCCGACGAGAAGCUCCCUAUAAUUGAUAUGAGUCUGUUAUUGAAUUCAAACUUCUCUUUUGAAGAAUGUUCUAAACUUGAUCUUGCUUGCAAACAAUGGGGCUUCUUUCAGCUUGUAAACCAUGGGAUAGAUGAUGAAUUGAUGGAUAAAAUGGAGGGAGAUUUGAAGGAGUUUUUCAAGCUUCCAUUAGAAGAGAAAGAAGUGUUUGCACCAGUGCCUGGUGGACUUCAAGGUUAUGGCCAAAAACUAAAUGUUAAUGAAGAGAAGUUGGAGUGGCAUGACUUGCUAUUCCUCAUCACGCGCCCACUUGAUUCUAAGAAUUUGAGAUUUUGGCCUACACAUCCUUCAUCUUUCAGGUCAACAUUAGAAAAAUAUUCACUAGAAUUAAAAAGGGUUUCAGAAUGUCUGUUUGAAGUUAUUUGCCAAGAACUUAGGGCUCAAGCCAGAGACACUCCUUAAUCUGGUUGAUGACUCAUCAAGGUAUAAGGAUGCAUUACUAUCCACCAUGUUCAAAAGCAAGCCAAAGUGUUAGGCUUGAACCCACAUUCUGAUGUGGGUGUUCUAACUCUUCUACAUCAAGUGGGAGAUGUUCAAGGUUUGCAAAUCAAGAGAAAUGGCAAAUGGCUUCCUGUUGAACCAAUUCCUCAUGCCUUUGUUAUCAACAUUUCUGAUGUACUUGAGAUAUGGACAAAUGGGAAAUACGUAAGCGUAGAGCAUAGAGUGACAGUGAACAACAAGAAAGAAAGGCUCUCAAUUGCAACACAUCAUAGACCAAAGGCUGAUGGCAUGGUUGGCCCUCUCAAAGAGUUAAUGCAAGGAGAUGAUCAGGAGGAGCAUUACUACAAGACUAUGGCCUUUGAGGAGUAUAUUCAAUUAUAUUUAUCAGGGAAAGUUGAAGGAAAGAGACACAUGAACUCCAUGAGAAUCAACAAGUCAUAUAUAGAUGCAUAGCUAGCUCUUGCAUGCAUACAUUUAUAUAUAAAAUUUGUGUGUGCAUCUUGUUAACAAUAAAAUGUAUGUGCUUAUAUGUAUGUUGUUUUUAGUUA